Meloidogyne enterolobii is the source of this 497-nucleotide messenger RNA. The record is from the annotation of a GenBank genome assembly. Lineage: Eukaryota; Metazoa; Nematoda; Chromadorea; Rhabditida; Meloidogynidae.
AUGUCGACAGAUAGAAGCUUAAGAAGGAAGCGAAAUGCUGCGGAAGUGGCGGGAUCAAAUGUCCAAAAUCAAAUGAAUGAGCAACAGAAUGAGUUUAAUUUUUCUGAUCAAGAACAGCCAGGAGUAGACAACUAUGCACUCAAAAGAUUGAAAAAUAAUGCUGCAGUAAAUAAAACGAGACAAAAGAAACGUUUGGAGCAAGAAAACACUUCUAAACGUGUAAAAGAAUUGAGAGAAGAAAAUGCCCAGUUAGAGAGAUCGCUUGAUUCUAUGCGUAGAGAAUUGGCAUUACUCAAAGAAAUGGUUGUUGUGUGUGCUGCUAAAGGUGAUGCUCAUCAAUCGGUGCAAAAGGAUUUGUCGAACAAUAAGAGAACAAAGGGAGGACGUUAAAAAUGUUGUUGAACUUCUCUAACACGUUACACCGUUACAGAUUAUUUUUCUUCACGUAUCGGCCCAUUUCAUUGUCAGUCCAGGAGAAAGAAGGGAGGGGGUUUAUU